Molecule: messenger RNA, 282 nt
Organism: Caenorhabditis bovis
Lineage: Eukaryota; Metazoa; Nematoda; Chromadorea; Rhabditida; Rhabditidae
Source: the annotation of a GenBank genome assembly
AUGAACCCGUUUGCGAGGCAUGGUCUCAGAACGAAGGGCAAUGUUACGGUGAACGCGGAUAUUCGAGCGAAACCACACAAAAAUGAGUUCAUUUAUCACGAAUUCGAUGUGAACGCCGAGUUGGUGAGCGACGAGCCGCUGAAAAUGCGCAUCCGCACCGAGUACAACAUGAGAACGUCGGCGCACUUGUUGGUGUUCGAGCCGUUCGUGCUCACGCCGCCGUCGUCGCAAUGCGAUUUCGCCUCAAUUUCCGACGUGUGCGAAUGCGUCGGAAGCUCGUAG